Theileria equi strain WA is the source of this 897-nucleotide messenger RNA. Its product is annotated as Derl-like family member protein. Gene Ontology annotation, biological process: endoplasmic reticulum unfolded protein response. Gene Ontology annotation, cellular component: endoplasmic reticulum membrane; Hrd1p ubiquitin ligase ERAD-L complex. Lineage: Eukaryota; Apicomplexa; Aconoidasida; Piroplasmida; Theileriidae. Bases 190 to 819 code for a protein of 209 amino acids. The transcript is spliced from 5 exons. The record is from RefSeq and is a predicted model, not a curated record. Gene Ontology annotation, molecular function: ubiquitin-specific protease binding; misfolded protein binding.
ACACACAUAAAUGUUAUAUCGUUCAUAAUUACAGUAAUUCUCAAUUAAAUUUACUAUGGAAACCACAAGAAGACUUGAACAUGUGACUUAGUACCUAUUAUCAACAAUAUACAAAUUAUCAAAUGAGAUUUUUAUUGUUUAGAAGAACCAAAAUCAUUUAUAGCUAAACGCCUUAAUUAUAUAGGAGAAAUGGAUUCCAUAAUAGGGCCAAUACCUUUUAUGACCCGUAUCUAUUUGGCCACCUCUGUGUUUUUGAUGGCACUCUGCUCUUUGGACAUAAUAAGUCCGCUGAACUUGUAUAUGAGUUGGACACUGGUAUUUCAAGGCGAGAUAUGGAGAGUUGUCACUUGCUUCGUUUACUUUGGUUCUUUUGGAAUGAUCUUCUUUUGGAAUAUUUAUGUGUUGAUACACUAUUGCAGUUCAUUAGAAAGUGUAACUAUGCAGAAUAAACCCGCAGACUUUUUGUGGAUGUUGAUAUGCACUGGAACAAUGCUGCUUGGAUUAUCGCAAAUAUUUGGCCACAGUAUGUUUUAUGGCGGCACUAUGAUUAACAUUUUGACAUAUAUUUGGGGUAGAAAGAAUCCAUAUAGCAGAGUGGGCAUUGUUUUUUUAUCGGUUCCGGCCCCUUAUCUGCCAUGGAUCCUCACUAUAUUGUCAUAUUUAGCUGAUUACCUAUUGAAUGAAAACCUUCUUGGAAUACUAGUAGGCCAUGUAUAUUACUUUUUCACAGAUGUUUUUCCAAAAAUGCCAAUCUCUGGUGGGCGCCAAAUAUUCGCUACUCCGGAAUUUUUGAAAUACCUAUUAAAUCAAUACGCUUAGGCGUACAAUAAGAUAGUUGGCAAAUCAUAAACCCUAUCAAUGGGCAAUUUUAAAGUAAUUCAAAUAAGCCUUGUGCGU